GUAAAAGGAGGAGGACCAGAGAUGGGUGACUACAUGGAAACUCUAAAGGAUGAAGAGGAUGCCCUUUGGGAAAAUGUGGAGUGCAACCGCCAUAUGCUAAGCCGGUACAUCAAUCCAGCCAAGCUGACCCCUUACCUGCGCCAGUGUAAGGUCAUCGAUGAACAGGAUGAAGAUGAAGUGCUCAGUGCUCCCAUGUUGCCUUCCAAGAUCAACCGAUCAGGCCGACUUUUGGACAUUCUUCAUACCAAAGGAGAAAGAGGAUACGUGGUCUUCCUGGAGAGCCUGGAGUUUUAUUAUCCAGAACUCUAUAAGCUGGUGACAGGGAAGGAGCCCACCCGAAGGUUUUCUACUAUUGUUGUGGAGGAAGGCCAUGAAGGCCUCACCCACUUUCUAAUGAAUGAAGUCAUCAAGCUGCAACAACAAAUGAAAGCCAAGGAUGUGCAACGCUGUGAGCUCCUUGCCAAGUCCCGCCAGUUGGAAGAUGAAAAGAAACAGCUGACUCUGACCCAAAUGGAGCUGAUGACUUUCCAGGAGAGGUACCAAAAGAUGAAGGAGGAGAGAGACAACUACAAUGAUGAGCUGAUCAAAGUGAAGGAUGACAAUUACAACUUGGCAAUGCGUUAUGCCCAGCUGAGCGAGGAAAAGAACAUGGCGGUGAUGAGGAGCCGGGACCUCCAGUUAGAGAUUGACCAACUGAAGCACCGGUUAAACAAGAUGGAGGAGGAAUGCAAGCUGGAGAGGAAUCAAUCGCUCAAACUUAAGAACGAUAUAGAGAAUCGGCCCAAAAAGGAGCAGGUUCUAGAAUUGGAGAGGGAGAAUGAGAUGCUGAAAACGAAAAUUCAGGAGUUACAAUCAAUUAUUCAGGCUGGAAAACGCAGCCUGCCAGACUCAGACAAAGCUAUUUUGGAUAUCCUGGAACACGACCGGAAAGAGGCUCUGGAAGACAGACAAGAGUUGGUCAACAAGAUUUAUAACCUGCAGGAAGAGAUGCGUCAGGCUGAAGAGCUAAGAGACAAGUACCUGGAAGAGAAAGAAGACCUGGAAUUAAAGUGCUCAACCCUGGGGAAAGACUGUGAUAUGUACAAACACCGCAUGAAUACCGUGAUGAUCCAACUGGAGGAAGUUGAGAAAGAGCGAGACCAGGCAUUCCAUUCUCGUGAUGAAGCACAGACACAAUAUUCCCAGUGUUUGAUUGAGAAGGACAAGUACAGAAAGCAGAUCCGAGAGUUGGAGGAGAAAAAUGAUGAACUGAGGAUUGAGAUGGUCCGGAAGGAAGCCUGCAUUGUGAACUUAGAGAGCAAAGUACGACGCCUUUCCAAAGACAGCAAUGGCCUUGACCAGAGUCUCCCCAGGAAUCUGCCUGUAACUAUUAUCUCUCAGACCUUUGGAGAUUCCAGCCCUAAGGCCAAUGGUCAGGAGGCAGAUGAUUCAUCAACUUCUGAGGAUUCACCAGAGGACAGCAAGUACUUCUUACCCUACCACCCCCCAAAGCGGAGAAUGAAUUUGAAGGGCAUUCAGCUGCAAAGAGCUAAAUCCCCCGUCAGCAUGAAGCGGGCAUCAGACUUUCAAGGUUAUAUAGUUGAAGAAGACACCGACAGUUUUGGAUUUGAUGCCUUAGACUUAGAUGAUGACAACCAUGACCGCUAUUCCUUUGGACCCCCCUCCAUCCAUUCUUCUUCCUCUUCCCACCAGUCUGAAAGCCUGGAUGCCUUUGAUCUUGAGCAAGUCAACUUCAUGUUUAGGAAAUUUUCUCUGGAAAGACCUUUCCGUCCCUCUGUCACAUCUGUUGGUCACAUCAAGACCACAUGCCAUCCAGUACAGCAUACAACCCUGAACGGAGAUAACCUCAUCACUGAAAUCACCCUGCUGGGGGGAAAUGAUCGAGGCAGCUUCAUUCACUCUGUCAAGCCAGGAUCCCUGGCGGAAAAAGAAGGCCUCCGGGAGGGACACCAGCUGCUACUGCUGGAGGGCUGCAUCAAAGGCGAGAAGCAGAGCGUUCCCUUGGAUACUUGCACAAAGGAGGAAGCACACUGGACAAUUCAGAGAUGUAAUGGCCCCGUCACACUGCACUAUAAAUUCAACCAUGAAGGUUAUCGGAAGCUGCUAAAGGACAUGGAUGAUGGCCUGAUCACAUCAGGGGACUCAUUUUAUAUUCGGCUAAACCUGAACAUCUCCAGUCAGCUUGAUUCCUGUUCUAUGUCAGUGAAGUGCGAUGAAGUUGUACAUGUCCGUGACACGAUGCACCAGGAUAAAUACGAGUGGCUAUGCGCUCGGGUUGACCCAUUCAACAACAGGGAUCUGGAAAUGGGAACUAUCCCCAGUUACAGCAGAGCCCAGCAACUCCUUUUGGUGAAGCUUCAGAGGCUGAUGCAUAGAGGGAAUAGAGAGGAAACCGAGAACUCUCACCACACACUAAGAGCACUACGGAAUACUCUGCAGCCUGAGGAGCCUCUUGCAAUGAAUGACCCCCGGGUGAGCCCCCGUCUCUCAAGAGCCAGCAUCCUUUUUGGCCAGCUCAUACAGUUUGUUAGUCGAUCUGAAAACAAAUACAAGAGGAUGAACAGCAAUGAACGAGUCCGCAUCAUCACUAGCGGCCACCCAGGGAAUUUGGCCCGGGCCUCGCUUGACGUUAUGAAGCCCUUGUCAGAGAAGCAUGAAGAUGUAGAUUCUGAAAAUGAUCUCAACAAGAGCCUCAACCUGAUCCCGUACAGCCUGGUACACUCUUUCUACUCUGAGCGGCGACGGCCCGUCCUCUUUACCCCCACCAUGCUAGCCAAAACCUUGGUACAAAAGCUGCUGAAUUCUGGAGGAGCCAUGGAGUUCAACAUGUGCAAGCCAGGUCAGAAGUAUUUUCCAGCUGAUGUCCUGACCCGCACGUGGCUCUCGAAACUGCUGCCCAGGCCAGAGACGGAGGAGGAAUUUUUAAGGGUGUGCCGCCAGAAGGAGAAAGAGCUAGAAGCCCUCCCCUGUCUCUAUGCCUCCGUGGAGGUCGACAUGUGGAGCAGCGUGGAGGAUUUAAUCCGAGUCAUCAAGGAGAAGAUAGGAGAGGAGCAACGCAAAACCAUCUGGAUUGAUGAAGAUCAGCUGUAAACCAGGCCUCCCUCAUGUUGAACUGGGCUUGUCAGUGAUGGGCAGGCCCUGACCAAGCAGAGUUUGGGCAGGUAGAGUCCCCCUGGGGCAUUGCCCGGGGCUCCCCAGUGCUCCUCUGCCAGCUCUGUUUUCGGGCUGCAGAUGGAGCAAACACAGAUGGGAGGACCUACUUGGGCCUCUGGGUAAUGGAAGCCCCAAGGACUGAACUUCCCCCUUGGUAAGUUGUCCCACCCCAGGACUCCACUCCCCUCCCUUCCCCCCUGGCCCAGGGGCAACAGCAGCUGUUUUAACCGUGAGAAUGGAAGAAAAAGUGGGAGGGAGUUAGGAGUAAUUUAUUCCACAUACUGCCUGGACCCCAUCCCAGUCGUUUAGCACUCCUGACGUUAUCAGAGCCCAGAAAUCUUCAGGGAGACACGGACUCAGCCAAAGGACAUCGAAUCUAAGGCCUCUGGGUCUCCUUCCAGACCAGACUAGCAAUUGAAUGUAAUUCACCAGGGACUCUGCUCUUCGUCCAGUCAUCCUGGGCACCCCUUAAAGCAAGACCACUUCUCUCCUGUGUGGUCCUUUCUGUGGGGUACCUGUGUGGGUAGCCUGGCCAGGCUGGAGUGAAAGAGAAAUGCUGCAUUGUCCUAGUGUUUGUUUUUUGCAUUAAAGUACCCUAAAUCCUGAA
Messenger RNA from Gracilinanus agilis (Agile Gracile Mouse Opossum), 3760 nucleotides. It is a transcript of the gene CARD11, whose product is annotated as caspase recruitment domain family member 11. NCBI's taxonomy places the organism in Eukaryota, Metazoa, Chordata, Mammalia, Didelphimorphia, Didelphidae. The record is from RefSeq and is a predicted model, not a curated record. Gene Ontology annotation, biological process: regulation of apoptotic process; positive regulation of canonical NF-kappaB signal transduction. The transcript is spliced from 20 exons. Gene Ontology annotation, molecular function: protein binding. Bases 22 to 3090 code for a protein of 1022 amino acids.